Amorphotheca resinae ATCC 22711 is the source of this 2572-nucleotide messenger RNA. RefSeq lists its product as hypothetical. Gene Ontology annotation, molecular function: DNA-binding transcription factor activity, RNA polymerase II-specific; zinc ion binding. Gene Ontology annotation, biological process: regulation of DNA-templated transcription. The transcript has 3 exons. The record is from RefSeq and is a predicted model, not a curated record. NCBI's taxonomy places the organism in Eukaryota, Fungi, Ascomycota, Leotiomycetes, Helotiales, Amorphothecaceae. Bases 225 to 2318 code for a protein of 697 amino acids.
UCGAGAGGCUCUUGAAUCCGAGGUAUCUCGAUUAUCCAGCGUCUAUUGGAAGCCCUGCAGCGACUCGAAAACUCGAUCUUGACUUGAGCAGCAGAUCUCUGCUCGUUUGGCCCGCGUGCCGUUUGUUGUGGUGCCCCCGUCUCAACUUGUCAACUUGUCCACGUUCAACCUCCAGAGGGUCCUGAACUAUCAUCCUGCCUGUCAGCGACCGCGUCAGUUGCGAGAUGGCGCAGCAGCAGAACAAUCGUAACAGUCCACAUCUCUCUGCACAGCUGAACGGCUCCGCGCCGUCAUCACCUUCAAUGUCCAACGCGCAGCAGCCCGGCGGACAGUCGCGUCAACCAGCGAGCUAUCCCAGCCCGACUUCCUAUCCUUCACCUUCACUCUCGAGUGCCCAAUACAACUACCCUCCCCCCAACAAUCAACAGGUCAGUGAACCAUACCGCGCAAGUCCUACCGGCAGCAACGGCUCUUUGUCUCUCCCCAGUAUGCGAUCUCUGGAUCCGCUCCAGCAGCAGCAGCAGCAGCACAUGGGUUCGCCUCUGCCUCCUCCGGUCGCUCAGAUGGGUGGCCCGUAUUACCACAACCAAGGCCAGACGCUCCCGCAUCCCUCGCACCAGUAUCCCAAUGUCACCUCGGAUCCAACGGGCCAGGGCAUGCGAUAUGCGCUGCCUCUCACCGACUCUCGGGUUAUGAGCGGCGGCAGACACAAGAAGGAAAUCAAGCGUAGAACCAAGACAGGAUGCCUGACCUGCAGAAAGCGAAGAAUUAAGUGUGACGAACAACACCCAGCCUGCCGCAACUGCCAGAAGUCGAAGCGCGAGUGUUUGGGAUACGAUCCGAUCUUCAAGCAAGCUCCUGGUCCUGCGCCCAUCCAACCCGCCCCCAGCGCGGCGCCGUCGAUGACCUCGACCUCUGCCAUCGCCAACCCCUACGGAAACCAGCCUCAGAUGCUCGGAGGCGGCUACGCUGCAGCCCCAAGCAUGACCUACGAACCAGCCCUCUCCGCCGGCGUCAGCUCUCCUGGCUCGGCCGGCCAGCAGUUUGACUAUGCAUCGGCCAUCGAUCCAGCUCUUGAAGCCGCUGCCCCCCCUACGGGUGCGCCAGGAAAUCGUUAUGGAGGUCAACCAGGUAUGCAGGCCCACCGCCCCGGAGUCUUUUCAAGGGACAUCCAAAGCCCAAGCCCAUAUCCCCCAAGCCCAUCCGAUACCCAUACCCCCCAUCUCAGAGGGGGCGCUUUUUCAAUCAUCCCCCCUUCCGUUGAUUUUGCAGGAGAGGUCGCUUACACGAUUGCUUCAGCGAAGAGAACCGUCGAUGAACUGCUCGAUCUCGGAGGAGUCGCUCCAACCCCACCACCCUUCAACCUGAUGCAGUCGGAUACGAUGCUUGACGAGGCAAAGCACCUGUUCUACAGCAUCUAUGCGCCGGGCCUCGAGAGUUUCCUCGAAUCGAAGUGGUAUUCCUCCAAGGGUCUCCCUCAUGUCCUCAAUGACAGGAACAUAUUGAACAAGCUCGGCAACCUACUGGACCAGUUUGCGAUUUCCAACGCCGGGAAUGAUCCAGCCGAGAUGGCAUACACCUCAAGUGUCGAGGCCAGAACUGUCUGGGCCUUUGCCCUUAUGGUUCGAGACGCCGCGGCCGAGAUGCACAGUGUCAACCCCGGUCUUGUUCCUGCCACCGAUGAUCCUGUCGAGGCUGCCCACCGCUUGACUGUUUUCGAAUCCUUGUUGACCGGCAGAGUCGCUGGCACCAACCCUCUCACCCAACCUGUCCCCGGAAGCACUGACCAUCACCGACUUCGAGAGCUGGAGUUCUGGUUUACCAUGGGCAACUUCGUGUGCCUUUCGUACGACGACCCUGGUUCUACCAAGGAUGUCGAUGACACCCUCGCAGCCCUCCGAAACCUACUGGACGGCAGGGAGAACAGAGACGUUCUGUAUUCGGUUGCCGUUGUUCGUGCUCUCAGCCAGCGUGUCUCCGAGUACACCGAGAGUGAUCAACCACUUCACCUCGACGAGAGCGACAACAAGAGCAAGCUCCUUGUUGCCAAGAAGUUCAUCAUGGAUGAGGGUGCUGGAGCUGGCACAACAAAUGUCAUUCGACGACUCUGCGAGCUUGCGGCACGCUCUUGGACUGCACCAGUCACGACUGCUGCUCCCGCGGCCACCACCACCGCCGACACCGCCGCCAACAACACCACCACCACUGCUGCCGAUAAUACUACUACUGAUACUGCUGCUCCCGAUAGCACCUCCACGGCUACGGCUACGGAUACGGCUGCGGCUACGGCUACGGAAACAGCCACGGAAGCAAAGUAGUUUGUUCAUAUGCCGGCAUCCCGUCACGGAUCUCAACGAAUUCUCUUUCUCGGCGCAGCAUUGCAUUUUGCCUCUCGCUUUUUAUUGUGGCAUCAAAAAGGGUCAUCUGGGUCUCGUCUACGUUCCGUUUUAUCUCCCCCUGCUCUCUAUCCGGCACUCCAGGCACGGGUGCUGCAAAAAAGAACCUAAGUCAACACUGAUGCUAUGGUGGAUUUUAUUAUGGGAAAGGGAUUUUAUUCUGCUUCUGAUUUGUC